UUUGAUUUCAAAUUAACUGAAGUUGGUUUUAUGAGUUCUUGAUAUUUUUAUUCAAAGUCUAUGCUAUUAAAAAAGAUUCAAUUUUUAUCUGAAUUUUAGACAAGUUAUACAUAGCUGAAGGUCCCAUUAGUGGGAUCUUUAGAAACAGAACCGAAAGUAAGAGAAAGAAAAGAGGAUUGAAAGAGAAAGAAAAUAUAAGUAGCUUUUUUUAGCUGAGGUGAAAAAAAGAAGAAAGUUAAAUUCUUGGACUGGUUGUUGGGCUUUUGUGGAGAAUUGGUUUUGAUCUGUACUCAAAAACUGUUUUGAAGUUUCUGCUAUUGCCAGUUGAUAUAAGGGGAUUGAGUUGUUUCCUGUAAUUGAUAUUUGUAUUAAGAUUUUUGAGAAUAUUAAGUAUUGUUUACCAAAAAAGAUGGGUGUUGAGUUGUUAGAGAUUGGAGUUCAGAUGAGGAGAGUAGUGAUGUUUUCAAUUAAAGGAUGUUAUAAAACAGUGUUGAAUCAUCCUUUCCUUGUGAGUAUGCUGUGUUUCAUAGCAUUUUUGUACAGAUCUUUCCCAUUUCUGUUUUCCAUAUUAGUAGCUACAUCCCCAGUUCUUGUUUGUACUGCUGUUUUGCUUGGAACUUUACUAAGUUUUGGUCAGCCAAAUAUACCUGAAAUUGAAAGGAAAGAAAAAACAACUCAUGAUAUAGUAGAGCCUUUGAAAACUGGACUAUUAUGUGAUACUACUCAUAUUGAGAGUGAAGAUAGCUACUAUGUGGAGAGAUAUACUGAUAACGAGAGGGACGCCGUAGAGCAAUCCAUUGAUAAGGUCAGCGAUCUUUCCCCUUUACUCGAGGAAAGGUCUCGAGAAUUUCAAUUUGGGAAUGGGGUUUUUAAUGAAGCAGCAAGGGAGUUUUAUGAGCAGAACAGUGAAAAGAAAGAAGAGAAACAUAACGAUGGAGAGGAUCUAUACUCUCCAAUCCCAAUGGCUGAUGGGGGUUUUGAGGAAGCAGAGAGGGAAUUUUAUGAGCAGAACGAUGAAAAGAAUGAAGAGAAACAUGAUGAUGAGGAACUUAUGGAGAGUCAAUACUCUCCCAUUCCGACAGUUGAUGAGGGUUUUGAGGAAUCAGAGAGGGAAUUUUAUGAGCAAAACGAUGAAGAGAAACAUGAUGAUGGGGAACUUAUGGAGAGUCAAUACUCUCCCAUUCCGACAGUUGAUGAGGGUUUUGAGGAAUCAGAGAGGGAAUUUUAUGAGCAAAACGAUGAAGAGAAACAUGAUGAUGGGGAACUUAUCGAGAGUCAAUACUCUCCCAUUCCAACGGUUGAUAAUGAGAGCAUUGAAUUUGAUUUUGAUAGAUCAGACUCCUUUGAUUCUAAAAGGGUGAAUCUUAAUUCUCUUCCUGGUUCCCCUUGGAAAAAGGAGGAGUCCGACAAAGAGGAAGAACAGGAGGAGGAGGAUGACGAGGAUGACGAGUCUUUUGAUUCGGAGUCUGAUCGAGCGGAGAGCUCUUCUCCAGAUGCGUCAAUGGCUGACAUUAUCCCAAUGUUUGAUGAGCUCCAUCCGCUUUUAGAUGAAGACACUCCUCAACAUGUUAGUUUGUCGCAUGAUGAUGGUUUUGAUGCUGCUUCUGACAGUUCGGGUAAGUUCAGUGCAAGCGAUAAUGAAUCUGAUGAUGGUUGUGAAAACCAAGAAGAGGUAGAAGUUGCACAUGACGAGAAUGAAGAAGGAACACGAGACAAGGAAGAUAAAAGUAAGUCAGCCAUUACAUGGACAGAGGAGGAUCAGAAGAAUCUAAUUGACUUGGGAAGCUCGGAGGUGGAAAGGAAUCAACGGUUGGAGAGUCUUAUGGCGAGGAGAAGAGCACUGAAGAAAAUGAGGCUGAUGAUGACCGAAAAGAAUUUGAUUGACUUGGAUACCGCUGAUCUUCCGUUCAAUAUCCCCCCCAUUUCAACAGCAAGAAACAAUCCUUUUGAUGUUCCUAAGGAUAACUACGAACUUGGUCUGCCUCCAAUUCCCGGGUCUGCUCCAUCCAUUUUAGUACCAAGGCGGAACCCAUUUGAUCUUCCCUACGACUCAAGUGAAGAGAAACCUGAUCUUAUGGAAGACAGUUUCGAAGAAGAGUUUAUGGCAUUUCGACCAAAGGAGCCAGUCUUACGGAGGAACGAAACUUUUAGUGCAAGACCCUCACUAUUUGGGGUGAACAGGCAAGAUAGCCAUUUCAGACCUUAUUUUGUCCCCGAAAGGAUGGCUUCGGAAGGAACAAGCUACUCACCAUUUCAACGACAAUCUAGCGAACUUAGUGAUUCCAAGGUAAGUUCUGUUCCUGAAACAGACUCACUAGGUUCAGUUGAAGACCUCAUUGAAGAGGUCGAUGUAAGACACAAAAGCCUCGAUGAAGAAGAACUGGAACACAAAGACCUCAUAGAUGAACAUAUCUCCGAGGAACCAGAGCUGAUAUCUAAAAUGGAGCAUACUUCUGAGCAUGUCAGGAAUGGAAGUGAAUCCUCUGAAGAAGUCGAGUCAUUGGAGCAGCUGGGAGCUGUGGAAAUUCAUCAUGAAGUAGAAGAAACUUUGCUCCAGGAAGGAAGAGUUUCCAAUGCUUUGGAACUUAAUCCAACCGAAAUUCAAUCGAAGUCAGAAACUUCUGAUCAGAUAUACAGCAAUCAAUCUAGCUCCUCAUCGUUAGAAGUAAGUGAAAGGGUCAUUGCAUAUAAAGAAGAAGAAGAAGAAGAAGAAGAAGAAGAGACGGUGUCAAGCUUAGAGGAGACAAUGGGUGAUGUUGAACAAAAUGGGAUCUCCAGGCAAGCUUCAUUUAAUGGAUCAGAUUUCCACAUCACGAGCACUUCAGCAGAGCAGACUUCACACCGGGAACCUAUUUAUGAUACCAGUCCUUCUGCUAGUAUGGAAAACAUUUUUUCAGCCUCCUUAAGUUCAGAUCAGCUUGAGGAAUCUGAAACAGGGUUUUCCGCUAUAUUGGUUAAAAGAAGCGUUUCUUUCUUAGAGAGGGAAUCUGAGGAAAGUAGUCAGGACAUUCAAAGGUCCAUUUCUACUAAUGAAGAGAUUUCGGCACCAGUAGCUGACCAAGAAUUUUUGUCGAGGGACGAGGUAUGCAAACGUGAGCUUGAUGUUGCAAAGGUGGAGAUCUCUCAACAUGAAUUCUUUGGCAGUGCAAGUGCUCCUCCAGUGACUGAGUUUGUUGUUGGUCAGGCAUCUACUGACUCAAAAUUAUCGGCAAAUGAAGAUAUUGGGAAUGAGGAAGGAACUAUUGAGCAUGCACAGCAUCAAAUUUCUUCUUCAGGAUUUAAUGCGGAUACACAUAUUGUGUCUCAGUUUGCUGUAGACCAGACAGUGGAAUUCCUUUCAAAGUCCUCAGAACAUGAAAACAUCCAUCAGUUGGAUGAUGAACAGCAUUCUCUAAUCGCAGAAGAGGUUCCACUCGUUCAACCAGAUAUGCCUUCUUUGGAGAGGGAUUCUGUGGACGAUGCAGCUCAGAAGGAAGAAGCUAUAAUCUCAGAACUACAUGAUCUUCCCUCAUCAAACUUUGUUGUAAAUUUGGUUACUGAUGCUCACAGUGAAUUUGAUGAAAAGCUGAUCUCUUCUGAACAUCAAUUUGCUUCUGUAGAAAAGGCCUUCUCUCUGUGUGAAGAAGACGUCGCAUGCUCAGACAAAUCCAUGGAUGAACAAUCCUCAGAGGAUCACAACGUAAUGGAGCCACCAGUUAUCCUGGUUGAGUCAAUUGAGGAAGCAAGCACCACGGAGAACUUGAAUAUGCCAGAAAUCCAUGACCUUGAUGACGGAAUCCCCAUUAUCAACUCCCCACGUACUCCUGACUCUUUCUCCAAUCUGCAUGUGGUUGAUGAAGCCCCAGGAGGUGCUGGUCUAUCAGGUUUAAGGAACAACAUCCUCGAUGAGGUGGAAAAUGAUAACCAGAUCAAGGUCUUGGAAAACUAUGUAUUGCCACUAGAAGCAGCUGAUUUUCAUCAUGAUGAGCAAUAUAUAGUUGAAGAGACCGAUGGUAUCAGCGACAUUGAUGAGGUAUUUCUCUCUGAAUUAGAUACAGUUGGUGACUUUAGCAUCAAGGGGUCAAGCCAGAAUGAGUUUGAGAGACAAAUCAACUCUAGUGCAGAGGAUUUGUCUUCAUUCCAUGCUGUUGAUUCUGGAACUACAGAAGUUUCCGAAGAGGCAUGUGCUGAAGUUCAUGAAAGAAAGGUUCCGUUGCACCCUGAGAACUUCAAUGCAUCCACAUUUGAAGAGAUUGAUGAGCGUGAAGAAAAGGAGUGUGCUUCAGAUAUUCAAAACUAUGGAUUGAGAAGUAUCGAUCAUAUUGAUGUUGUUGAUCCUAGAUCAAUUGAAGGAGGAUUCUCAGAGGAUAGUGACACUGGACCUUCAUAUCCCAGUGUAAAGCACAAUUUGGAUGCUCAUGAGAUAGUUCCAGAAAUGCCUAUAGUUGAAGCUCACAACUCUGUCUUUGAGGUAGAAAACUUACAAUCUACUCAAACUGGAGUGACUGAAGAGGAAACUGAUUCUGGUAUGCCAGUACUGGAAGCACAAACAAUUCAAGAUAUUGAGUCAGCAUUUUGGCAAGUUUAUGAGAAAGAAAUAGAGAAAUCUAAUAUUCUUGAGCAAUCUAACGCUGAAGAUUCUGGAAUGCCAGUGCUGGAAGCACAAACAAUUGAAGAUAUUGAGUUAGCAUUUAGAAGUACUUCUGAGAAAGAAAUAGAGCACUCGGAUGUGCUUGAGCUACCUAAUUCUGAGCUAGUAACUGAACAAUCUGGGAGUUCAAACAAUGACGCAGUGGUUGAAAUGUCAAGUUCAGUACAAGAAGAUUCUGGAAUGCCAGUUCUGGAAGCACAAACAGUUGAAAAUAUUGAGUUAGCAUUUGGAAGUACCUCUGAGAAAGAAAUAGAGCACCCGAAUGUGCUUGAGCUACCUAAUGCUGAGCUAGUAACUGAACAAUCUGGGAGUUUAAACAAUGUGACAGCGGUUGAAGUGUCAAGUUCAGUACAGGAAGAUUCUGGAAUGCCAGUUCUGGAAGCACAAACAGUUGAAGAUAUUGAGUUAGCAUUUAGAAAUAUUUGGGAGAAAAAAAUAGAGCACUCGGAUGUGCUUGAGCUACCUAAUGCUGAGCUAGUAACUGAACUAUUUGGGAGUUCAAACAAUGCGGCAGCAGUUGAAGUGUCAAGUUCAGUACAGGAAGAUUCUGGAAUGCCAGUUCUGGAAGCACAAACAGUUGAAGAUAUUGAGUUUGCAUUUAGAAAUAUUUGGGAGAAAGAAAUAGAGCACUCGGAUGCGCUUGAGCUACCUAAAGCUAAACUAGUAACUGAAGAAUCUGGGAGUUCUGACAAUGCAGCAGUGUUUAAAGUGUCAAGUUCAGUACAGAAAGAUUUUGGAAUGCCAGUGGUGGAAGCACAAACAAUUGAAGAUAUUGAGUCAGCAUUUAGAAGUACUUCUGAGAGAGAAACAGAGAACUCAAAUGUGCUUGAGCUAGCUAAUGCUGAGCUAGUAACUGAAGAAUCUGGAAACAAUGCGGCAGUGGUUGAAAUGUCAAGUUCAGUACAGGAAGAUUCAGGAAUGCCAGUGCUGGAAGCACAAACAGUUGAAGAUAUUGAGUUAGCAUUUAGAAAUAUUUGGGAGAAAGAAAUAGAGAAAUCGAAUGUGUUUGAGCUUCCUAAUGCUAAACUAGUAACUGAAGAAUCUGGGAGUUCUGACAGUGCGGCAGCAGUUGAAGCUGGAAUGCAAGUGCUGGAAGCACAAACAAUUAAAGAUAUUGAGUUAGCCUUUAGAAGCACUUGUGAGAAAGAAAUAGAUCACUCAGAUGUGCUAGAGCUACCUAAUGCUGAGCUAGCAACUGAAGAAUCUGGAAACAAUCUGGCAGCGGUUGAAGUGUCGAGUUCAGUACCGAAAGAUACUGGAAUGCCAGUACUGGAAGCACAAACAAUUGAAGAUAUUGAGCUAGCAUUUAGGCAAAUUUCUGAGAAUGAAACAGAGACAGAGAACUCGAAUGUGCUUGAGCUGCCUAAUGCUGAGCUACUAACUGAAGAAUCUGGAAACAAUGCAGCAGCGGUUGAAGUGUCAAGUUCAGCUCUGGAAGAUUCUGGAAUGCCAGUGCUCGAAGCAGAAACAGUUGAAGAUAUCGACACAGUAUUUAGGCGAAUAUCUGAGAAAGAAAUUGAAAAAUCAAAUGUUCUUGAGCAACCUAAUGCUGAGCUAGCAACUGACAUAUCUGGGAAUUCUGACAACGCAGCAGUGCUCGAAGUGUCAAGUGUGACACGCGCAAUGCAAUUACCAAUUCUUGAAACAAGACAAACUGAAUAUUUUGAUUUGGAUCAUGAAAAUCUUUCAGAGAGUGAUAGUGAUGAGCAUACGGAGAAAUCCAGAGACAUAGGAGCUCCUUCAGAUUCACAAAACAUCGACACAGACUUGGCUUUGAAACAAGUAUUGGAAGGAAAUCUGGAGAAACCCCUGAACUCCACUUCCGAAGGUGAGUUAGUAGAAGCUAAGCCAAGUGAAGCAGGCUUAUCCAAUGAUACGGAAUCAAGUGCUAGAGGAUCUGAUGUAUCCGAAUUUGGUGAAGGUGAAACUGGAAAAGGAGAUCAUGAAGUUGUAGUAAAAGAAGCUAAGGAAUUAACGGCUGAAAAACCAGGUCAUGUUGUUGAUAUGCCUACUACAGCUGAUGUUAAAGGCAAGAAAGACAAACACCAAAAGUCAGGCUCAAGUUCAAGUUCAAGCUCAAGCUCAAGCUCUGAUUCAAGUUCAAGCGACUCUGAAAGAGAAUGAAGAUGAUAGAAAGAAUUGGUGGAAGAAGGUAGGGGAACCUUUGGAUUUUGUUUUUGGAGCUUUCGUUUACUUUAUUGUGUCAAUGAAAUUGAUCGCGAGGAGUUCAAGUUGGUUUACUUUGUGUUUAUUGUUUUAGUAUUUUGGCUUAUUGCAUGGUUUGGAGUGCCUUGUGAAAAUGAUGGACUCCUUCAAGAAUGAGUUUUGGUUUGAUUUCUUGAAGCAUUCUUUUCUUCUUUUCUUUUUUCAUCUUUUCAGCAGUUUUGGAGAUUGUUGGGAGAAAAGGUUUUGAUAACUUGUAUAUGGAUUCUGUAAUGAAACAGUUUCUGUUUGUCUGUUUUGGUGAAAGUAAUGGCAAGAUUCAUUUCCUUUGUUUGUUGCUU
This is a messenger RNA of Nicotiana tabacum (common tobacco), 7134 nucleotides long. RefSeq lists its product as uncharacterized. The record is from RefSeq and is a predicted model, not a curated record. NCBI's taxonomy places the organism in Eukaryota, Viridiplantae, Streptophyta, Magnoliopsida, Solanales, Solanaceae.